Uranotaenia lowii is the source of this 8301-nucleotide messenger RNA. RefSeq names its product eIF-2-alpha kinase activator GCN1 (gene l(3)80Fj). Gene Ontology annotation, biological process: cellular response to amino acid starvation; regulation of translation. Gene Ontology annotation, cellular component: cytosol. The transcript is spliced from 5 exons. The record is from RefSeq and is a predicted model, not a curated record. Lineage: Eukaryota; Metazoa; Arthropoda; Insecta; Diptera; Culicidae. Gene Ontology annotation, molecular function: protein binding; protein kinase regulator activity. Bases 115 to 8091 code for a protein of 2658 amino acids.
AACAGCUGCCCAGUUGUCAAGUUUUUGCCUGCGCUGUUCGUGUCGCUUGCUCGCGUUCUUGUGCAGAUCGAAGUCAGACGGAAUCGGAAAUUUGGAAAUUUUAUCGCAUUGAAAAUGGCAGAUUCUGAGCUAGCCAAGGCCCUCAAGGACCUGCCGAAUCGGGUGCUAAAUGUUGGCGUCGAGGAGCGUCCGGAGUUGUUCCGGAACGUUAUUGCGGUGUUGCCCAACCCGGGCAUCAACGCCACGAUUGUGCGGGGCAUCUGCAAAGUGAUCGGCACCACCCUGACCAAGUACAAAGACCAGGCGUCGCAGGGCCUGGUUAAGGAUUUGUUGGUAGCUCUGCUCAAGGAGCACCCUGAUUUGGCCUAUGAGCACAUGAACAAUGUCCUGAAAGCACUGGUCACCAAGGACCUUGUUGCGGCACCGCCUCUCAAAGGUGCCCAAGCCGCGGUGUUAGCACUAGGCUGGGCCAAUCUGGUGGCUCUGAAUGCCAAUCAUGAAAGCGAGGUGGGCAAGAAGCAGUUUCCCGUAUUGGUGGAAAUCCAAGCCGGUCUCUACCAACUGUCGCUGACUUCGGGAGUCCAGAAGAUUUCCGAUAAGGCGUUCUUGUUCCUGAAGGAGUUUUUCGCCGAGAAGGAAGAUUACGAUAAAAAGUAUUUCGAUCGAUUGCUCAGCUCGGAACCGUCGAGUGCGGGGAUUUUGUUCCUUUGCGCAAUUCUGAAGAACCGCAUAGAAGAAUUCGAGAACUUGGAGCUGCUGGAACAGAACAAAGCUAAGCUGCUAGAUUAUGCGGUUAAAGGCUUGAUCACGGUUAAAACUAAACCACAUUCCAGUGAUGUUCAAGGCUGCUCGAUACUGUUCCGCACCAUAUCGAAGGAUGAAUUUAAAUCCGUAAUCCUUCCGGCACUGCAGCGUUCCAUGUUGAGAUCGCCGGAAGUCAUUCUGCGGGCGGUCGGUGCCAUCGUUAGUGAAGUUCAAGCCGAUUUGAGUGAUUUUGGUCUCGAUUUGGGAAAAGCUUUGGUGCAAAAUUUAGCCUCAAAGGAUGAAACGUUGCGCCAGGAAGCUGUGGAGUCUUUGAAGCAGGUAUCUCUCAAGUGCAAGGAGGUUAAGGCCAUUGAAGCUUUGCUGAAGGAAGUUUUUGCAGUCCUUAACGGAUCGGGGGGUAAAAUUACUGUUGUGGAACUGAGAAUUAAUGUUCUACAGGGUGCUGGAAAUCUCAGUUAUAACGAAAUUCCUGAAGAUAAGAUUCAAGACUUGAUACCUGUCGUAGCUGAUCAUUUCACAAAAACUUUAGAAAGCGAAUCACAGGAAAAAGUUCUUUGUCACGCUUUGGAAAUGUUUGGACUAUGGUCGGUCAAUUUCCGAGGAGAAAUUCCCGCAAAAAUCGUGCAAACCUUCAAGAAAGGAUUGGAAGCCAAGGCACAAGUUUUAAGGACCAGUUAUCUGCAGUGGUUCCUUGCUUGUCUGCACAAUGGAAAGCUGCCAAGUGGAAGUGAUUUCACGGCUGGUCUAUCAAAGAUUGUUGAAAAGGCGGCCCAAAAUCCAACUCAAACGCCUGCCGUGUCAGAAGGCGUGGGUGCAGCUUGUAUCAUUCUGUUGACCAACCCUAAAAUCACGGAUCAACUCAAGGACUUUUGGAACAUUGUUCUCGAUACUAACAAAAAAGUAUUUCUAGGAGAAAAGUUCCUCGCUGCGACUGUUCCGGAAACCCUUUGCUACAUCAUGCUUAUAUGCGAGAAAUUAUUGCUAAACAAUUUAGAUGAUAUAAAAGGACCGACUGAACCACUUUAUAAAACAGUAAUUCACUGUGUUAACUCACCUCACGCUAAAGUUCGUAAAUAUUGCAUACCAUUGUUGAAAACUAUUGUCAACAGUCCAAACGGAGUAACAUUAUCCAAAAAUCUUUUCGGAGAACUGACCAUCUUUGUUGAAACGACAAAAAUUCUCAACGAAGGAGAGCAUGAAGAAGGAUCGGUUCCAGCACAAGCUAUAGUAGAUACUAUCAACGCUUUAACUACCAUUGAAUGCAUCCAAUCGGCAGAUGCUCAAACGAUUGCACUCAGUGCACUGCUCAGUGCCCAUCAUCCGGCACCAGCUUCUAUAGAUUCUAAACUUUGGGAAUCGGUCCUCAAUCGGUACAGCUUGGAUGGAAAAUAUUUUAUCUCUAUGAAUACCAAUCACAUCAAGGAAACGUUCUUCAAUAGCUACAAAGCUAAGACGAUGUACGAAAAUACCUUGGCCACGUUGGCCCGCAUCAGUCCGGAAGUGAUUCUACCGGUUUUGGUAAAGAAUGUGACCGAUCAUUUAAACAAUGCUCGCAUGUGCAACGUAACGGAUGAGGAAUAUUUCACUUAUCUGACGCCUGAUGGAGAACUGUACGAUAAGAGUGUGAUUCCAAAUUCGGAUGAACUCACAAAUACUGCUCAUUUAAAACGAGAGAACAAAGCUUACAGCUACAAAGAACAAGUGGAGGAACUGCAGUUGCGUCGAGAAAUCGAAGAAAAACGACGAAAGGAAGGCAAGUCAAAACCCCCGCAACUAACGCCCAAGCAGAAGGAAGCAAUCGAAAAACAAACUGAGAAGGAACGUGCCAUAAAGACGAGACUACGGGAGCUGAACGACAUACUUACAACAUUGGUGUCCCAAAUCGAGGGUGCAGCUAAGGGUACUCCCCGGCAGCUGUCGCUCUUUUUCCCAACACUGUUACCGGCAAUCUUGAGAGUAUUUUCAUCGCCACUUGCAGCCCCCUCGAUGGUGCAACUGUAUUUGCGAUUGAAGGAUACAUGUUUCACCGGGGGCGAGCUGGCGGAAGUUGGAAGGGAUCUGGCCAUUGCAACCAUUCGGUUGAGCAAACCGCAUUGCGAUCUGGAAGAAAGUUGGUGUACUGCGAAUUUGUUCGAGCUGGUUGGUGACAUUCUCGUUACACUGUAUGAUGAGACUAUCGAUAAAUUUGUCGUGCAUAUUGAGGAAGAAGGAUCCAAAAACUAUCUCCUGACUGCACCAGCGUUCAGCUAUUGUUUUGAGAUGUUGAAGCGGGCCUUGGUUAUGCCGGAGAGUGCCAAAGAUGAGAGCAUGCUUAUCAACGGCAUACAAAUUAUUGCCUACCAUGCCCAGCUGAAAGGAGAUUCUGUUGAUGGCAUUGAUCUGGAGGAUUUGUAUCAUCCCAAAUACAUGCCCAGGUUGGAGAUGAUAAAAUUAUUGUUGAGGCUAGCGCAACAGCAUCGUGGUAGAAUCCAAACACAAGCCGUGGCAGCGUUACUAGAUGUCGCCGAAAGUAGUUCCGGCAAAGAUUUUACAGCCAAAGCUGAGCACCGAGAAAUCGAAUGUUUAUUAGUAGCUCUGCAAGAUGAGCUGGAAGCUGUCAGAGAUGUCGCUCUACGAGCUCUUGCGAUUAUGAUUAAAGCUCUUCCAUCGAUUACAGAUGAUUAUGAAUUGGGACUACGAUUGACCAGACGUUUGUGGGUAGCUAAACAUGACGUUUGUCAAGAUACAAAGGAGUUAGCAGAAGAAGUUUGGGUGCAAGGUAAUUUCGAGGUUCCGAUUGUAAUGGCUGAUGAACUUAUGAAGGAUAUCAUCCAUCCUGAACCUUGUAUCCAAAAGUCGGCAUCAUACGCGUUGGUAUCAAUCCUAGCGGAAGACUCAUCGAUAAUCGAUAGUAUCUUAGAACAGUUAUUGGAAAUUUAUCAAGACAAAUUGACAAUGAUUCCGGCUAAACUAGACCAAUUCGAUCGAGAAAUAGAACCAGCCGUCGAUCCUUGGGGUCCUCGAAGAGGAGUGGCCAUUGCCUUGAGCCAAGUAGCACCGUUCCUUACUGCCGAACUAGUCAACAGUUUGACUCAAUUUAUGGUGUCAACUGGAUUGCGAGACCGGGAAGAAAUUGUCCACAAAGAAAUGCUUGCAGCAUCCCUUGCCAUCGUCGAGCACCAUGGAAAAGAAAGUGUCUCCUACUUGCUACCAACUUUCGAAGAAUUCCUGGACAAGGCUCCUAACAACAGUGACUACGAUAAUAUCCGGCAGGCAGUGGUCAUCCUAAUGGGUUCUCUUGCUCGCCAUUUGGACAAAGAAGACGAACGUAUUCAACCGAUUGUAAAUCGACUGAUAUCGGCUCUAUCUACACCUUCACAACAAGUUCAAGAAUCAGUUGCCAACUGUUUGCCACAUUUGAUUCCGUCUGUCAAAGAACAAGCACCGCAGAUGAUUAAAAAGUUGAUGCAACAGCUAGUGAAAUCCGAAAAGUAUGGAGUUCGUCGUGGAGCUGCCUAUGGAAUCGCAGGAAUCGUCAAGGGACUUGGUAUCCUCUCUCUCAAACAACUUGACAUUAUGACGAAACUAACCAGUUGCAUCCAGGACAAGAAGAACUUCAAAAGCCGUGAGGGGGCACUAUUUGCAUUCGAAAUGCUUUGCUCUACUUUAGGACGUCUUUUUGAACCGUACAUUGUUCACGUUCUACCUCACCUGCUUCAAUGUUUCGGAGAUUCAUCGUCAUACGUUCGCGAAGCGGCUGACGAGUGUGCCAAAACUGUUAUGUCUAAACUAUCAGCCCAUGGAGUGAAACUGAUUUUACCAUCCCUCUUAAACGCGCUAGACGAAGACUCAUGGAGAACGAAAACCGCGUCAGUUGAACUCCUCGGUGCUAUGGCUUUCUGUGCCCCAAAACAACUAUCAUCCUGCCUACCCAGUAUCGUACCCAAACUCAUGGAAGUACUCGGAGAUUCUCACAUCAAAGUUCAAGAAGCAGGAGCUGACGCUCUGAAAGUUAUUGGCAGUGUUAUCAAGAAUCCGGAAAUUCAAGCUAUCGUCCCUAUUCUUCUCAAAGCCUUGGAAAAUCCUUCGGCCAAAACUUCGGCUUGUCUGCAAAGUUUGUUGGAAACUAAAUUCGUGCACUUCAUCGACGCCCCUUCUUUGGCUUUGAUCAUGCCAGUGGUGCAGCGUGCUUUUAUGGAUCGUUCAACCGAAACCCGUAAAAUGGCAGCUCAAAUUAUCGGAAAUAUGUACUCCUUAACGGACCAGAAAGACUUAGCUCCUUAUCUCCCCAACAUUAUCCCCGGACUGAAAACAUCUCUGCUGGAUCCUGUACCAGAAGUUCGUACCGUUUCGGCUCGAGCACUCGGCGCCAUGGUUAAGGGAAUGGGAGAAUCUUCCUUCGAGGAUCUGCUGCCGUGGUUAAUGCAAACACUCACAUCCGAAAGUAGCAGCGUCGAUCGUUCCGGAGCAGCUCAAGGUCUCUCGGAAGUGGUCGGUGGUUUGGGUGUGGAAAAGUUGCACAAGCUUAUGCCAGAAAUUAUUGCGACGGCCGAGAGGACGGACAUUGCUCCUCAUGUAAAGGAUGGUUACAUUAUGAUGUUCAUCUACAUGCCAAGUGCAUUCCCGAACGAUUUUACCCCGUACAUUGGACAGAUUAUCAACCCGAUCCUGAAAGCGUUAGCCGACGAAAAUGAAUACGUUCGUGAUACGGCUUUGAAGGCUGGUCAGAGAAUUGUUAAUUUAUACGCUGAAUCGGCCAUCGCUCUGCUGCUGCCGGAAUUGGAAAAGGGACUUUUCGACGACAAUUGGCGUAUCCGGUACAGCUCGGUUCAGCUUUUGGGAGAUUUGCUGUACAGAAUUUCUGGUGUUUCCGGCAAGAUGACAACGCAAACUGCCUCGGAGGAUGAUAACUUCGGUACCGAGCAAAGUCAUAAAGCUAUCAUUAGGAGUUUGGGUGUGGAACGAAGAAACCGAGUGUUAGCUGGAUUAUACAUGGGUCGUAGCGAUGUUUCGUUGAUGGUUCGUCAAGCUGCUCUGCACGUGUGGAAAGUUGUGGUCACAAACACACCGAGAACUCUUCGUGAAAUUCUACCCACACUUUUCAGUUUAUUGCUGGGUUGUUUGGCUAGUACCAGCUACGAUAAACGGCAAGUUGCUGCCAGAACUUUGGGAGAUCUUGUAAGGAAGCUUGGAGAACGUGUGCUACCUGAGAUUAUCCCCAUUUUGGAGCGUGGUCUCAACUCAGAUCAAGCUGAUCAACGCCAAGGUGUUUGUAUCGGGCUUUCGGAAAUUAUGGCAUCCACAUCGCGUGAUAUGGUUCUCACAUUUGUCAACAGUUUGGUCCCAACAGUAAGAAAAGCUUUGGCAGAUCCUUUGCCGGAAGUCCGUCAAGCAGCCGCCCGUACUUUCGAUUCUCUGCAUACUACAGUUGGCUCAAGAGCCCUAGAUGAUAUCCUGCCCUCCAUGUUGGAGAGUCUUUCCGAUCCAGAUCCUGAAGUUGCUGAAUGGACUCUUGAUGGUUUACGCCAAGUGAUGGCCAUCAAAUCCCGUGUCGUAUUGCCAUAUCUUGUUCCCCAACUUACGGCUAAUCCGGUUAACACUAAAGCAUUGUCAAUUCUGGCUUCCGUCGCAGGUGAAGCACUCACGAAAUACUUACCGAAAAUUUUACCUGCUCUACUAACAGCAUUAGCUUCGGCUCAAGGAACUCCUGAAGAACCCCAAGAGCUGGAAUACUGUCAAGCCGUUAUUUUAUCGGUGAGUGAUGAAGUAGGCGUUCGUACCAUCAUUGACACAGUAAUGGAAUCAACGAAAUCGGAGGUCCCGGAAACGAGGAAAGCUGCCGCUACUUUGCUCUGUGCAUUCUGUACCCACUCACCUGGAGAUUACUCUCAAUACGUUCCACAACUGCUCCGAGGUUUGCUGCGGCUUUUGGCAGAUUCGGAUCGCGAUAUUCUUCAACGAUCAUGGGACGCUCUCAAUGCUGUCACCAAAACAUUGGAUUCCGCUCAACAAAUCGCACACGUUACAGACGUCCGCCAAGCAGUCAAGUUUGCUAGUUCUGAUCUAAAGGGAGCCGAGCUUCCUGGAUUCUGUCUACCGAAAGGAAUCACACCUUUGCUGCCAGUGUUCCGUGAAGCUAUUCUCAAUGGUUUACCAGAAGAAAAAGAAAACGCUUCUCAAGGUUUGGGAGAGGUCAUCCAGCUCACAUCACCGAGUUCCUUGCAGCCAUCUGUUGUUCACAUUACUGGUCCCCUCAUUCGUAUUCUUGGUGACCGAUUUAACGCCGGCGUCAAGGCUGCUGUCUUGGAAACUCUGGCUAUUUUACUGCACAAAGUUGGCAUAAUGCUGAAACAGUUCUUGCCGCAACUACAAACAACAUUCCUUAAAGCUCUGCAUGACCCCAACAGGAUCGUUCGCAUCAAGGCCGGACAUGCUUUGGCAGAGCUAAUUGUGAUUCAUACAAGACCUGAUCCACUGUUCCUAGAAAUGCACAACGGUAUAAAGAAUGCGGAUGACUCGGCUGUACGAGAGACGAUGCUUCAAGCCCUCCGUGGCAUUAUUACACCGGCUGGUGACAAAAUAACCGAACCUUUGAAAAAGCAGAUCUACGCCACACUUGCUGGUAUGUUGGGUCACUCUGAAGACAUUACCCGGACAGCAGCCGGCGGAUGUUUCGGUGCUCUCUGCCGAUGGCUCACACCUGAACAGCUGGAUGACGCUAUGAGUUCUCAUCUGCUCAACGAUGACAAUGCCGAUGAUGGUGCCCUUCGACACGGUCGCACAGCAGCUUUGUUUGUUGCCCUUAAAGAACAUCCGGCCGCAAUCUACAUCGACAAAUAUGAAAGUAAAGUUUGCAAAACUAUCACCUCCUCGCUGGUAUCCGAGAGAAUUCCUGUCGCUUUGAAUGGUGUCCGAGCGGCUGGAUAUCUUCUCCAACAUGGAAUGUGCUCUAAUGAAGCCAAACUUCCUCAGCAAAUAAUCGGUCCCUUCGUGAAAUCUAUGAACCAUACCAGUAACGAAGUAAAACAACUUCUUGCCAAAACCUGCAUCCACUUGGCCAAAACAGUACCCGUAGAUAGCACUGCUUCCGAAUAUCUCCGACUGGUAAUCCCGAUGCUGGUCAAUGGCACCAAGGAGAAAAACGGCUACGUCAAAUCCAAUUCGGAAAUCGCCCUGGUGUACGUGCUGCGGUUACGUGAAGGCGAUGAAGUCCAUCAGAAGUGUAUCUCCCUCCUGGAACCUGGAGCUCGGGAAUCGCUUAACGAAGUGGUCAGCAAAGUUCUGCGGAAGGUUGCCCUCCAGCCCGUUGGCAAAGAAGAAGAGCUAGACGAUACGAUUCUCACGUGAUUGACGGCACCGAAUGGGCACGAUUUAGAGGAAUUCCUUUGUGAUUAUAAUGUACCGCAUCUGCUACUACUGCUACUAAGGCUAGUCGUCACACUGAUAUGGAUCCGAUCCGUUUCGGUUGUUGUGCCGUUAUUGUCAACUCCCAUCGGGCACUCCAGUAGUAAGUCAAAUAAAGAACGAUAUCUACGAUACGAAGAACAAGAACAAGAA